This is a messenger RNA of Tribolium castaneum (red flour beetle), 1211 nucleotides long. RefSeq names its product venom acid phosphatase Acph-1. Gene Ontology annotation, biological process: dephosphorylation. The transcript is spliced from 6 exons. NCBI's taxonomy places the organism in Eukaryota, Metazoa, Arthropoda, Insecta, Coleoptera, Tenebrionidae. Gene Ontology annotation, molecular function: phosphatase activity. Bases 36 to 1160 code for a protein of 374 amino acids. The record is from RefSeq and is a predicted model, not a curated record.
CCCGUAGGAACUUGAGCCGUUUGUCAGUCUGUACCAUGAACUUUGUUCGAUUCUUCCUGUCUCUCGUGUUUUUUUCAGCUACGAGUUUGGCAAAUCUGGCUGAACUUGUAGGGAAAAAACACGAGACUUUGGUGUUACUCCACGUGUUGUUUAGACACGGUGACCGAACACCUGACAAAGCAAGUCUUUUCCCCAAUGAUCUCUACACUGAAGCAACUUACGAACCGUUCGGUUACAGCCAACUGACCACUAAAGGGAAAAAGACUGAAUACAGUAUUGGAAAAUACUUGCGAAGGACUUAUGCAGAUUUCAUUCCGGAGCAGUACAGCCCUGAUGUUGUUUACGCCCUUUCCACAAACGUGAAAAGGACUAAAAUGUCCCUACAGUUGGUCCUAGCGUCCCUUUUUCCGCCUCUUUGGGGCGAAACCUUCGAGCUAGGUUUAGGGUGGCAACCAGUACCAUUUAAUAUCGAACAAGGAGGGAAUUUAAUCAGUGUAGCUAGUGGUUACUGCCCUAACUACAUUAGCAAAUAUUACAGUUACGUUUUGUCCGAUGAAGCCCAAAAAAUUCUAGCCGUUUACACGGACCUAUAUGCCAAACUUAGCCGAUAUUCCGGAAUGGACAUCAUAACACCAAAGGACGCAGCUAAUAUUUAUUUCACCCUCAAAUGUGAAGAGGAUUUCGGGUUGAAAUUGCCACAAUGGGCAUCAGAGGUUUACCCCCAAGUCUUGGAAGACGCUUCAGCUGUUGACUACGAAUUGUCCACAGCUACCCCUGACCUUAAAAAAUUAUCUGCCGGGUUUUUGCUGAGAAAAAUCAUACAGGAUAGUUUGGCGAAGCAAAAUGGGACUUUACCGGAAAAAAGAAAAAUCUUUCUGUAUUCUGCACAUGAGUGGAAUGUUGCAACCAUGUUGAGGACUUUGGGUGUGUUUUACAGACAUGUGCCUCCAUUCGGGGCCACUGUGUUUUUCGAGAUUCACAACAUCGAUGGAGAAUUUGGUUUAAAGUUGUACUACCAGGACUACAAGCAAACGAAUCCCAAACUGUUGGUAAUUCCUGGUUGUACCAGCUUUUGUCCUCUUGACGAACUGAUCAAGUUAAUGGGUGAUAACUUACCUGCUGAGGAUGAUGUGUGCAGCACUACGGAAGAACUUAUGUAAAUUUGAUAGCUGUUGUGCAUACAAUAAGGGAAUAAAGGAAUAAUACAAGAA